AAGUCAUAGAUGUGAUUUCCUCGUCGUUGCUUAGAAAUGCGCUAAUUUUUAGCCUUCGUGUUCAUAAUUAUGUGUGUGGAGGGAAGGAUUCGCAGGAGCGACUCACCGCAUCUUGAACAGGGAGGAAUCUACAGCAUCACUUGAUCUGCAGCAUCAGUUCGCAUAUUUUAAGUUAUUCGUUUAUUUAGAAAGUAAAUACCCCUGACAGUGUUUCUGAUGUGCGGUUCCCAGUUUCGCUCGGGAUAUUAAGGAAGCAUUGUGCCCACAUGGGCAGUGUUCUGGCUUUGUCUUCCAAUCCGGGCCAUCAGAACUGGCCUUUCUCCAAGGAUCAUCUUCCUUCUCGCUGGGACGCACAUCCUGCCCACUGGGACCGUCCACCACGCUGGGAGAGGCGAGAUGGACGCCUACCCAACCCUGGCAGCUUUCACUCUCUCCACAGGAGCUGCAAAGAUGUUUUUCCUCAUCAGAUUGAGGGUGUCAAGAUGAUUAUCAAUAAAACUUUGAGUAGCUUUUUUAAGGUCAGUCAUACCCUCCACCUCAGUGCUGUAAGUCCCUCCUACUAUCGGUUCCACGUGGAGCAUCUGCAGUCUGACGACUACAGCAAGGACAAGGACGCGCCAGCAUUGAUUGGUGAAAUGGACUCUUCAGGUAGUCUGAACGCUCACGCUCUCCUUCAUCUCACCGAGCGCGUUCGAGCCAGAACAGUAUUCCAGACCCAGCAGUCUCAGUUCGUAACGUGGCAGUUUGAAACCGAGUACAGAGGGAGCGACUUCACCGCUGCUGUGACAGUGGCCAACCCAGACAUCCUCAGAGAGUCAGUCAUUCUGGUAGCACACUUCCUGCAGAGUGUGUCAUCUGGCCUGGUGUUGGGAGGAGAACUGGUGUACCACCGAGGGCGAGCAGAGGAAGGAGGGAUCCUGACUCUGGCUGGACAGUACUCAGGACCAAACUGGGUUGCAACCCUUAAUGCUGGCAAAGGCGGCGCCCAUGCCAGCUACUACCACAGAGCCAACAAACAGAUCCAAGUUGGAGUGGAGUUUGAAGCCAGCACCAGGACGCAGGAGACAACAGCCUCCUUUGGGUACCAGAUGGAUCUCCCGGAGGCCAACAUGGUUUUUCGAGGUAUUCUAAGGGAUGAUCAACAGCCGGUGCAUUAUUGGAGGUGUGUUGGAGAAGCGUCUCACCCCGCUUCCUGCCACCCUGAUUAUGGGAGCCUUUGUGAACCACAGAGGUGACAAGCUGCAGGUCGGCCUGGGCGUCAACGUGGGAUGACCCUCCACAUGCUCAAACUGGAAUUCUGAAAAGAAUGUCAGGACACCAAUCCAGAGACCUUCGUUUGAGAUGUUUUUUAAAAUGCACUGACUUAUAGGGUGCAUCACCUGCACUGAAACUCUUCCUGUUGGUUUAACUCCAUGUAUCUCACCUUGCAGCCUACCUCUCAUUAACAAGGUGAUGUUUUCUGAUUAUGGGGAAAGCUCUGUGCCAGAGGAGUGGAUGCUACUUUUAGAAGGGUGCAUCACCUUCUGAACUUUGAAAGCUGAAGGUGAAAUUGUACUGUAUACUUAAAGUAUCAAUUUUGCAAAGUCGGUAGUCAUGAAGAAAUGUAUAAAUAUAAACACAAAAUAAUAAAAAUGUAUCUCCCAUUUUAGUGAUUUACCUUGAAAUUAUGUAUUGUUGAUUGUUCUGCAAGCUGAUUCUAAAAGAGAAAUUCAAAAAAUUAUGGUAUUUUACAUUUUUCACAAAGCCAGUGGUCAAGAAUAAAGCAGCAAACAACAAAAUUGAAAGAUGGAA
Messenger RNA from Gambusia affinis (western mosquitofish), 1791 nucleotides. RefSeq lists its product as uncharacterized. Gene Ontology annotation, cellular component: mitochondrial outer membrane translocase complex; mitochondrial outer membrane. Gene Ontology annotation, molecular function: transmembrane protein transporter activity. The transcript is spliced from 10 exons. Bases 267 to 1235 code for a protein of 322 amino acids. Lineage: Eukaryota; Metazoa; Chordata; Actinopteri; Cyprinodontiformes; Poeciliidae. The record is from RefSeq and is a predicted model, not a curated record. Gene Ontology annotation, biological process: protein import into mitochondrial matrix.